UAUUAAGAUCAAUAUUGAAGAAAAGUUAAGAAAGUUUUUUGUUGUUGUUGUUCUCGGCUAAUUUCCUUAAAUCAACAUUAUUAACUAACAAACAAACAAACAAACGAAAGAAAAAAGAAGAAAGAUAUGGUCAAACCGGAAACAUUUGCAUGGUUCCGUUCGGAACCAAUGUCACUUUGUCAACUUUAUUUACAAACAGAAUCUGUUUAUCAUAUUGUUUCAUUAUUAGGUGAUAAAGGAAUUUGUCAAUUUCGUGAUCUAAAUCAAUCAAGUAAUUCAUUUCAAAGAAAAUUUGUAGCAGAAAUUCGACGAUGUGCCGAAAUGGAAAGAAAAAUUCUUUUUUUCGAAAAAGAAAUAGAACGAGAUGGUGUCGAUGUUGUUAAAAUUAACGAAAAAUUUUUGGAUAUACCAUCGAUGAAAGAUUUAGGUCAACUUGAACAACAAUUAGAAAAAAUGGAACAUGAUUUAUUGAAUGAAAAUGGAACACGUUUACAAAUGAAACAUCGAUUACUUUCAUUGACCGAAUAUAAAGAAAUUCUAAAAAAAGCUGAUCAAUUUUUUAAUGAAGCACAAUCGGAUGGACCAUCAUCGAAUAAAUCUAUGAUGCGUCGAAUGUCGGUUGUUGAUCCGGAUUUAAUGCGUCGAUUUUCGAUGCAUAUGCAUCAACCAAAUCAAAUACCAUUAGAACCGGUAAUUGAAUUGGCUACAAUGACUGGUAGUAUUUUAGCUAAUCGUUUUAUGGCAUUUGAACGAAUGUUAUGGAGAGUUUCACGUGGUAAUAUUCUUCUUAAACGAAUCGAUGUUGAAGAAAUGCUUGAAGAUCCAGAAACUGGUGAAUUACAACAAAAAUGCUUAUUCAUUUUGGUCUGUCAAGGUGAAAAGUUACGUAAUACUUGUCAGAAAAUAUGUACAGGAUUUCAUGCUAAAUUAUAUUCUUGUCCAGAACAACGUGGUGAACGAAAUGCUGCACAUCAAAAAGUUUUAAGCGAUAUUUGCGAUAUUCAAAAUGUAAUUGCACGAACCGAUGAACAUCGUAAAAAUUUAUUAGUUGCCAUUGCAAAUAAUUUACAAAAAUGGAAAAGAACUAUACUUAAAGUGAAAAAUAUUUAUGAAACAAUGAAUAUGUUUCGUAAUGAUGUAACUGGUCAUUGUUUGAUUGCUGAAUGUUGGAUUCCUUCAUGUCAAAUAAAAGAAGCACGUUUGAUUCUUGGACAAGGUCAAACAAUGUCCAAUUCGUUGGGUCUUUCGGUUUUGGCUAUUCUUACAACAAACGAAACACCACCUACUUAUAAUGUUACCAAUAAAUUUACAGCCGGUUUUCAGGUAUUGGUCGAUUCAUAUGGUUCAUGUACAUAUGGUGAUGUUAAUCCAGCACCAUAUACAAUUAUUUCAUUUCCAUUCAUAUUUGCCGUUAUGUUUGGUGAUACUGGACAUGGUAUAAUAAUGACAUUAUUUGCUUUAUGGAUGAUAUACAAAGAAAAACAAUUAAAAUCCAUACGUAAUGAAAUAUUUUCAAUGUUUUUUGCCGGUCGUUAUAUAAUCUUAUUGAUGGGAUUAUUUUCCAUUUAUACUGGUGCAAUGUAUAAUGAUAUAUUUUCUAAAUCGGCAAAUUUAUUUGGUACAGCAUUCAAUGUGAAUUUAGAUGUACCUGAAAAUAUUACAACAGAAUUAGGACAACGUAUUGUACAUCUAUCACCGGAUAAACAUUUGGAUGAAAAUUUUCGUUAUUAUUUUGGCAUUGAUCCUGUUUGGCAAAUUGCUUCGAACAAAGUUCAAUAUACCAAUACAUAUAAAAUGAAAUUAUCUGUUAUAUUGGGUGUUUUGCAAAUGUUUUUCGGUGUAAUGUUAUCAAUGUUUAAUCAUUGGCAUCAUGGUGAUUUAGUGAGCAUUGCAGUAGAAUUUAUACCACAAAUUAUAUUCUUGUUGGCAAUAUUUGGAUAUAUGAAUUUUAUGAUCAUUUUUAAAUGGUUUACCUAUGAUGCUGGAAGGGGUGGUUGUGCACCAUCAAUUCUAAUUACAUUGAUCAAUAUGUUUAUGUUCAAAAUGCCCGAAGAAAAAGAUCCUUGUUAUUUGAAAGAUGAAAUGUUUACAAAUCAAUUUAAAAUUCAAAGUGUUCUUAUAAUUUUAGCUCUUUUAACUGUUCCAAUUAUGUUAUUUGUUAAACCAUUUUAUUUAUUUUUCAAACAUCGUAAUAUUCAAAAAAGGAGUAGUGCAAUUAUUUAUGAUCAAAAUUCAUUUGAAUUGGAAAAUUCAUCAUCAAAUCAUAAUUUGGAAAUAGAAAAUAUUGGUGAAGAUAUUGAAUCAAAUUCGAAUGGAAACGAUAUAAUUGCAAACAACAACAACAACAACAACAACACCGUAAAAGAAAGCAAUAAUGGUCAUGACAAUGUACAAAUGAAUGAAUUCGAUUUUGGCGAUGUGUUAAUCAAUCAAGCCAUUCAUACAAUCGAAUAUUGUUUGGGAUCAGUUUCACAUACAGCAUCAUAUCUUCGACUUUGGGCAUUAAGUUUAGCUCAUGCACAAUUAAGUGAAGUUCUUUGGAAUAUGGUUAUGACUGCUGGUUUUAUGGAAUUCAAAUUUCAAUAUGGCUACAUAGCAAGUGGUGUGAUUAUGUUUUCUAUUUUUGCUGGAUGGUCAUUUGGUACUGUAGUUAUUUUAAUCGUAAUGGAAGGAUUAUCUGCAUUUUUACAUGCAUUACGUUUACAUUGGGUAGAAUUUAUGUCGAAAUUUUAUCAUGGAGAUGGCUAUCCAUUCGAACCAUUUGAUUUUCAAGCUAAACUUGAUGAACUAUAAAACAGUUGAACAAUGAACUUUACAAAUGAAUUGAAACUUUAAUCAAGAUUUUUUACAU
This is a messenger RNA of Dermatophagoides pteronyssinus (European house dust mite), 2851 nucleotides long. RefSeq names its product V-type proton ATPase 116 kDa subunit a 1-like. Gene Ontology annotation, biological process: proton transmembrane transport; vacuolar acidification. The record is from RefSeq and is a predicted model, not a curated record. Gene Ontology annotation, molecular function: ATPase binding; proton-transporting ATPase activity, rotational mechanism. Gene Ontology annotation, cellular component: plasma membrane; vacuolar proton-transporting V-type ATPase, V0 domain; vacuolar proton-transporting V-type ATPase complex. NCBI's taxonomy places the organism in Eukaryota, Metazoa, Arthropoda, Arachnida, Sarcoptiformes, Pyroglyphidae.